Metarhizium brunneum ARSEF 3297 is the source of this 1317-nucleotide messenger RNA. RefSeq lists its product as uncharacterized. NCBI's taxonomy places the organism in Eukaryota, Fungi, Ascomycota, Sordariomycetes, Hypocreales, Clavicipitaceae. The record is from RefSeq and is a predicted model, not a curated record.
AUGUCUGAAGGACUUCUGACCCAAGAACAGGCCGUUUCCAAACUCCUGGCCUUCAUCUUUUCUGGUGCCAUCGGUCCUGCCAAGGGGAAAGCUGUGGGCUACUCUCUGGUUGCUACAAAGCCUACUGAAUUUUCGUGGUGGGUGGCCUUGGAGGAUAUCGACGGGCCAGACGUGCCUCUUGACCGGUACUGCGUCAAACUCGACAGACGAUCCAGGCACAUUUCGCCCCCCGAACCCGUCGUGCUUUCGAAAGAAGAGUUGUCGGAUGCAAUUCUGUCCGCCACUGGACAGCACCUAGCCUCAUCUGCCAGGUUCACUGAUGGUGCACUGAGCAUCUCCUACAAGGUCACUGUCCAAGAGACUCCAGAUGUCGCCUACGUGGUACAGCUACGCCAUCACGGCAAUGUAGCCUCUAUGGACUCGCUGAUGACCUUGAUAUCCAAGACUGUCGGCCCUCACAUCUUGCCAGUGCCCCCCGUAUAUCCGAUACCAGGGGAGGGGAGACGGCAACAAGUUACGGGCGUAGGAAGGCAGAUAACACGACUAAUUCCAGGCGUUGUGGCUUCAACGACGUACCCUCACCUAUCUCAUGACGAGAAGCUUUCUUUUGUACGAAAAAUGGCCCUCGCAUUCCAGGCCUGCUGGAGCAUCCCGAUUCCGCAGCGUCUCAUCGGUGAGCUUGUUUCCACCAAAGUUGGGGACGACAUCAUCCUCAGCGUUGGACCCGAUCGACAUAAUAGCCUCGGCGGGCCCUUUCAGUCUGUACGCGAAUAUCUUCAAGCUUACAUCAGGGCCUCCAUUAUCGCCUUGGAGAAGCAGGAAGGCAUCCAAGAAUACAAGGACAAAUAUCUGAAGCGGAUCAAAGAUUUUGUUCAUGACCAUAUGCACGAGAUUCCGCCGAUUGUGGAGGAUGUCCCUAUUGUCGCCAUGCACUCUGACAUGGGACCUCACAAUAUUAUUGUGUCGAGCCAAACGCCUACGAAUUUGGAGGCUGUAAUUGACUGGGAAUUCGCUGCAAGUGCCCCAUUCGCGACACUUCACCGGAUUAUUGAGAUGAUGUUCCGCGAGUCGGCCGCAAAUGAAUUUGGCCCCGAGUAUGGCCGCGCCAGUGAACUUCGCGAGGCUUUCUGGGAUACUAUUCCCGACUGGAAGUUGUGGGUUGAGAGCGAGCCUUGUCGAGUCUUCUUGGAGUGGUUUAGGUUUGGUUUGUUCAUGAAGCCUGAGUGGCGGCCAGAUGAUCUUGCUGAGGAGGAUGCACGAGAAUUCUGGCGGGAAAAUAUUCGGGUCGUUGAAGGCAUGUUGGAAAAGUAUAUCUAG